Molecule: messenger RNA, 3630 nt
Organism: Rotaria sp. Silwood1
Lineage: Eukaryota; Metazoa; Rotifera; Eurotatoria; Philodinida; Philodinidae
Source: the annotation of a GenBank genome assembly
AUGGUAGAAAACAAUAUGGAUGAAUUAAAUUUACUUCGUUCAAUACUUCAUUCAGAUGAUCAUCUACAAAUUCAAUCAUCAGAAAAUUUCAAUAAAAUUUGUUUAAAACUUGAUUAUGAUAUUUGUAUAAGUUUUUUUUAUAAUUCACUUAAUUCAUUAAUAAUUAAUAAUGUAAAUGAUUUACAUAUAUCAAAAUUAACAAAUAAAAAUUUACUUACAAAUGAACAAUGGAUAAAUAUUCAAGAUUAUUUUAAUAAACUUAUUCAACAAUCAAAAUCUAAUACAUCUAUUUAUACAUUUAUUCAAUUAAUACAACAAUAUAUUUUACAAAUUUCAAAUGAAAAUUUUAAAUCUAAUGAAAAAAAUUCUAUAUCAACAAUAAUUAAAUUAAAAGAAGAUGAUACAUCAAUACAAAUAGGAAAAUUUCAUAGUGCUGAUCUUAUAUUUAAUCGAAUUGCAUAUGAUACAACAAUUGAUCGUUCACAAGUUCUUAUUGGUUAUGAAGAUCGUUUUACAGGUAUUCAUGAAAUAAAAUUUAAUGAAUUUAAAAAAAUUCAUGACGAUGAUUAUGGUAUUCCAAUGCAUCGUAUUCGAUAUUAUAAAAUUAAUGGAUCUAUUGUUUGGGAUAGAACUAAAAAAUAUGAUAUUUUAACUGGAAGUGAAAUACAUAAUGAAACUACUGCUGAUAUUGAACAAGAAGAAUCAAAUUUAGUUGAAGGACUGUAUCAUUAUGAUCAAUCAACUCAACAAUGGAUUUUAUGUCCACAUAUAUCUUUAGAAUUAGAUAAUGUAAAAAAUUCAUCCAUAGAUAAUAUGUUUUUACCAGAACGAUGUCAAUUUCUAACAUGGAAUAUACUUUUUGAUUAUUAUCAAACUGAAUUUAUUUAUACAAAUCAACGAUAUAAUGAAAUAUUAAAAACACUUAAAUCAUUUUUACCAGAUAUUAUUUGUUUACAAGAAGUAACAAUAAAAUUUCUUAAUCUUCUAUUAAAUGAAAUUUGGUUAAAAGAAAAUAAUUAUUAUAUUAUUAUAAUGGGAAAUAUUCUUGAUAAUAAUCAAAAACAUUCUUAUGGACAAUUAAUGUUAAUGAAAAAUUUUCAACCUAGAGCAUUUUCAAUAUGUCCACUUGAAAUAUCUGAAAAUAUAAUAAGUUCAAGAAAUAAACGAACUAAAGAAUAUAUUAUUGCACGAUUUGGAUUAAAUUUAGAUGUAACUAUUGAUUUAGUUAAUCUUCAUUUACAUAGUAAUCAUACAUUUAAUGCAAAUGAAAAACGUUGUCAAUCAUUAGAAUAUUUUUUUAAAACAAUGAAUACACAAAAUUAUAUACUUAUUGGAGAUUUUAAUUUUGGUGAUUAUGAUAUAAUAGAACAAAAUAUACUUCAAAAACAUCAAUAUCAAAUACAUGAUCUUUGGAAAGAUAUUUAUGAUCUUGAUGAGAAUCCUGGUUAUACAUUUGAUCCAUCACGUAAUACUUGUGCUCAAAUAACAUCUGAUUUUCAAUUUAGUCUCCGAUUGGAUCGAUAUCUACUUCAUAAAUUAUAUAAUCUUUCCUAUUCUAUUGAACAUCUAAAUAUGAUUGGUCUUGAAACAAUUUCUAUUGAUUCAAUAAAUGAUAAAUAUAUUAAUCAAUCAGAUCAUUAUGCAUUACAAUUAAUUAUUAAUUUUCGAAUACGAUCAAUUAGUCAAUGUUCAGCACUUGUUUUAUUACCACCCAUGAAUAAAUUGUCAUUAAUUGAAUCAUUUCAUGAUCCAUUAAUUAAUCAAUGGCCACCACAUAUUAAUUUAUUUUGGCCAUUUUUUGAUUUAAUAGAUACAGAAGAUGAUGAUCAAAGUAUUCUUUUACCAUUAAGACUUUUACUUGCUCAAUAUAAAUCAUUUGAUAUAGAAAUAAAUGAAAUUGAUACAUUUAAAGAAAAUCAUAUUAAUUUUAUGAAAUUAAAUCAACAAUCAUUAACAUAUGUUAAACAAUUAUAUGAAUAUAUUAAACAAUUUUUUCCACAAUGGUCAUUUAAUAAUGAAAAUGAUUAUAAUCCAUAUAUGACAAUAGCACAAUUUGAUAGUGUGAAAAAACAUAAACAAAUCAAACCAUUAUUAACUUUAAAUGAACCAAUUCAAUUUCCUGUUCGAUAUAUUUAUAUCUUACGACAAACAUCUGAUAAUCAUACAACAUCAUUUCAUAUAGCUUAUCAAAUACCAUUAGGUUCUGUACUUGAACCAAUAGGUUUAAAUCCAUUUUCUAAUAUAAGUUUUGAAUUACAAGAAUUUUUUAAUAAAAUAAAUCUAUAUGAAAAUAAAAAAGCUUAUGAACAAAAAAAAGAAAAAUUUAAUCGAUUAUCAAUUUGUUUUGAAGAAAUUUUUAAUAAAAAUACAUUAAAUUAUUUUACAUAUGCAUUUUUUCCUUAUGGAAGUUUUCGUCUAGGUUUAAAUGGAGAAGAUCUUGAUACUGUAUUUAUUUUAUCAGAACAAAAAUCUAUAAAUAAUAUUAAUAAAACAAAUCUUGAUCAAAUAUUUUUUCAACUACGAUAUGAUUCAUUAGCAUUAAAUGAUCAAAUAAUAAAUUUACUUACAACACAAAUUAACAAUGAUUUAAAUAAUGAAAUAAUUGAAUGUCGAAAUAUUCAAGCUAUUUAUCCAAUUAUUUCGAUUUUAUUUCAUGAUCAAACACGAGUAGAAAUAUUUGUACAAAUUAAAGAAAAAUUAAUAGCAAAUGAACAAUAUUCAGAUGAAACAUAUUUUCUUUCUAAUUUUCAUGAACCUAUACAUGGGGUUCAUGAUAUUGAACGUCUUAUAACUUAUGUUCGUUCACCACCUAUAUUUCAACAUUUGCUAACUUUUAUUCGUACAUGGGCUCAAAAUGUUGGUCUAUAUGGUCAAGUAUAUGGUUAUUUAGGUGGUUAUUCUUGGGCAAUUUUAUGUGCUUAUAUAUGUCAUAGGUUUUUAUUAUUGAAUAAUUCUUAUUUUUCUAUUGAAGAAUUUUUUAUCUUAGUUGAAAAAUUUUUUUCAACUUAUUCUCAUUUUAAUUGGUCAUCGGAAUCAGUUAGUUUAUAUUCAAAAAAAUCUUUUUCUGAUCAGUCAUCAAUAGAUAAUCGUGGUUCAAUGCGUAUAUUAUGUCCAAGUCCACCAUAUAAUAAUACAUCACGUUCAACCAUAGAUUCUACACGUGAUUUAAUCAUACAAGGUUUUCAAAAUGUUCAUAACAUAAUUGAGAAAAAACUAAAAUAUGAAGAUACUCUUAAAGAAAUUCUUCAAUUAUCAAAUCAUUUUCCUGAUAAAACAAUACAAGCAAUUCUUCAAUUAAAAUUAUCUGGUAAAACAAACAGUGAACUUAAUCAAUGGAUUGGUUAUAUGAAAUCUCGUUUAGCACAUUUUUUAAAUGAUUGUCAAAAUGAAUGUAAUUUAUUUGUUCAAACACAAAAUAAUGUUGAAAUAAGAAAACAAAAUCUUGAAAGAUUUUAUUCAAUUGGUUUUCAAUUAAAUGAACAAAUUUUAAGUCGUCAUCGACAAUUUUAUUAUUGUUUAAAUAAAUUUCUUGAACAAUUUAUAAUAUGUUCAUUUCGAAGUGAAACAAUGAAAAUUUCAUAUAAAUUGAUGUCUAUACAUGAUUGGAAUAGUGAACGUAUGAAAGCAUAA